AUGGCUCGGAAAGGAAGUCACCAGAAGAAUGGAAUGGAUCACCAAACGAAGCAGAAAAAGAAAACUUCUGAGCCUUUGCUGUCUUCGAAGGUCCAAGGUAAAGCCAGUGAGGCUGAGAGUGUCCUGAGAGAAAACUGCCAAGGUGAUAAACAGAAAAGAAGUAGUCCGGUUUGUGAAGCUUUAGAAAGAGAGAUGGAUGCAGUGAAAGAUCAGCCUGUUUCUUCAGGGACAGAUUUAGGUGGAGAUAGACCUCGUAGUGAACCUGGUUCUACCACCGAAGAGACUAGAUAUGUUCCAUUUCGUCGUGAACACAUCAACGGUCUUAUGAGAAGCUUGCUGGAGAUAUUGAGCACAAACAGCCCCUCGGAGAAUAUCGGACUGGCGUACAAUGCAGCAGUCAGGAAACUGAGGAUACCCACUGCUACCAUAUCAAGGGAAGUGACUCAGUUGAUGGAAAAGCACAUGCCUUUGCUAGUUUCUCUCAGAUCACGGGUAUAUAAAGCCCGUGAUGUUGUUGUAAAGAAGAUUCGGCAAGCGUACCCGGUUGUCUUCAGAUGGCUUAUGCACUUUGGCAGCAUAAUUCUUCUUCUGUCUCUGGUUUGGUUGGACUGUGCAAUCCGAGGUUUUGAUUCUUUCAUCCGGAUGGGAACAGCUUCCUUUUUCUCAAUCAUGUGGUGUGGUCUCUUUUCAGCGUUCUCCAUGAUCGGCAUGACCAAAUUUCUAGUGAUGUCGGUUGUAACGGUUCUGGUGGCGUUGUUCAUUGGAUUUGUUGUUGGGUCUAUAACGCUUGCCAUUUCUGGUUUGGUUUUGCUCUGGAUCUAUGGUAGCUUUUGGACAACCCUGCUCUUCCUCUUCUUCGGAGGUCUGGCAUUCAUGCUGAAGCACGACCGCAUUGGACUGUUUAUCAUCAAAGUGUAUUCAGUCUAUAGUGCAUGGAGUUAUGUCGGAUGGCUAGGUCUUGUUUUGGCUUUUAAUCUUGCUUUCAUCUCAACCGAUGCUCUUAUAUAUUUCUUCAAGAACAAAGUAAACCAGCAGAGCACAGCUGGUGGAUUCACCGAUCCCUUAAAUGGUUCGUCAUUUGAAAACGGCCCUGGAUUUACCGGUGACCGUGGCCCAGGAGUCGCGUCAACUAGUGGAACAGACUCUGAGUUAACAUCUGAAGAUGAAGUUGCUCGGUUGCUGAAUUGUGCUGACCACUACUCAGCUUUGGGCUUACCUAGGUAUGGGACUGUUGACAUGGCUUACCUCAAGCGAGAAUAUAGGAAAAAGGCGAUGCUGGUCCAUCCUGAUAAAAACAUGGGGAAUGAGAGAGCAGCUGAAGCUUUUAAGAAACUUCAGAAUGCAUAUGAGGUAUUGCUUGAUUCUGUAAAGCAGAAAUCAUAUGACGAUGAAUUAAAGAAGGAAGAACUAUUGAACUACUUUAAGAGGUUUCAGAAUUCUUCUCAAAAGGAGACUCGAGGACGUGGUUACUCUGGCGAAGGCGAAGGAGAGGAAGCUUUAACAGAGUGUAGACAAAUAGCGUGUAAAAAAUGUGGUAGUUUCCAUGCCUGGUUUCUGACAAAGAAAUCAAAGUCUACAGCAAGAUGGUGCCAGGAUUGCAAGGAGUUUCAUCAAGCAAAAGAUGGAGAUGGUUGGGUUGAACAAUCUUCACAGCACGUCUUGUUCGGGUUGUUUCAAAAGGUUGAUAUGCCGCGUGCUUACGUAUGCGCAGACAGCAAAGUAUAUGAAGCUUCUCAGUGGUAUAUCUGUCAGGGAAUGAGAUGUCCAGCAAACACACACAAGCCGAGCUUCCAUGUGAACACAAACGUAACAGGUGCAAAGCGAGGAGCAAGUGGUUCAUCAGGGCAAAGAGGAAACCAGAGAAUGCCAAAUGCAAACAUGGAUGAAACAAUGACAGAGGAAGAGUUCUAUGAGUGGUUGCAGAACGCCGCACAAGCCGGUAUGUUUGAUAAUGUCAACGAAAGCCCUUCUUUUGCAACUGCCAGUAGUAGCAGCAAGAAGAAGAAGAAGGGAAAGAAGCAAUGGUGA
Molecule: messenger RNA, 2028 nt
Organism: Thlaspi arvense
Lineage: Eukaryota; Viridiplantae; Streptophyta; Magnoliopsida; Brassicales; Brassicaceae
Source: the annotation of a GenBank genome assembly